AUGGCUAUGGCAAUUGCCGAAGAUCUGAAAGUGGCUGAUAUCGUCCGUCAAGGUGUGUAUGUACAUGUCGGUGGUCCAAAUUAUGAGAGCCCCGCGGAAUGUAAAUUCUUGCGUAUGGUAGGGGCUGAUGUCGUCGCCUUAUCCUCGUGCGAGGAAAGUGGCAUCGAUUUACUCCCAGGCGGCAGACUAUCUGAUCUAAAGUAUGCAGACGACAUUGUGCUACUAAGUGAAGAUCCAGGAAUGAGUACUGUUCCUGAAGUACUCAUCGCACGCCAUUGUGGGUUAAAUGUUUUUGCUGUAUCCUUGGUGACCAACGUAUGCAUUCUUGAUGAAGAAUCUGCGGAAAAAGCCAACCACGAGGAAGUCCUGAGCACUGCAGCUAUGCGUACUGUGACGCUGCAAAGCAUAUUUGUCGAGAUGAUCAACCGAAUUUGA
Molecule: messenger RNA, 435 nt
Organism: Echinostoma caproni
Lineage: Eukaryota; Metazoa; Platyhelminthes; Trematoda; Plagiorchiida; Echinostomatidae
Source: the annotation of a GenBank genome assembly